Alternaria burnsii is the source of this 894-nucleotide messenger RNA. RefSeq lists its product as uncharacterized. The record is from RefSeq and is a predicted model, not a curated record. The transcript has a single exon. Gene Ontology annotation, molecular function: N-terminal protein N-methyltransferase activity. Lineage: Eukaryota; Fungi; Ascomycota; Dothideomycetes; Pleosporales; Pleosporaceae. The coding region runs from base 1 to 894 and encodes 297 amino acids. Gene Ontology annotation, biological process: N-terminal protein amino acid methylation. Gene Ontology annotation, cellular component: cytoplasm.
AUGUCGCGAGACGCUCGCACCGAGACUCGUCCCCACAACCAAGCACACUUACUCAGACUUCCGCAGAUUCUCUCCAAGCUCCCUCUCGCCCUUUCAGACCCCACAAUGGACUUGGCCGAAGAGCCGCCCCUGGUGACUCCCGACGCCGAACGCCCCGAUGCCUCGAUAGACGUUGCCCACUCGCUCGAAUACUGGAACAGCGUCUCGCCAGACGUCAAUGGCAUGCUGGGCGGCUUUCCUCAAACCUCGCGCAUCGACCUGCAGGGUUCUUCCAACUUCCUGACCAAAUUGCGCCGUGGCAAAUCCCAGGCCUCAAAAGAACCCCUGCAGCCUCUGCAACGUGUAGUAGACUGCGGUGCGGGUAUCGGACGAAUAACAAAGGGCCUGCUGCUGGGUGUGAGCAACAAGGUGGACAUCGUAGAGCCGGUGAAGAAGUUCACAGACGAGUUGGUGCAGAGCCUCGGAAACGGAGAAUACGCCGGUGACGGAGAGAGCAAAGAUGGAAAGGGCCAGGUGGGCGACGUCAUAAACCUAGGCUUGCAGGACUGGAUACCUGAGCCCGGCGCGUACGACGUGAUUUGGAACCAGUGGUGUGUGGGACACUUGACCGACGCCCAACUCGUUGUCUACCUACGCCGUUGUAGCGAGGGCUUGAAGAAGGCGGCCCAAGGAGAUGCGACAAGCAAGAGCUGGGUCGUAGUCAAGGAGAACAUGUCUACCGACAUCCACCACAAGGACAUCUACGACGAUGAGGACUCGAGCGUCACGCGGUCAGACAAAAAGUUCAGAGCCUUGUUCCAAGAGGCGGGGCUGAAGAUUGUAGCAACGGAGCAACAAAGAGGAAUGCCCAGGGAACUAUUCCCCGUUAGGAUGUACGCACUCAGACCCGAGUAG